GCUUCUCUGCCAGACAGCCAGCUGGGAAAGUGCCGUUGAUAAAGGGAAAGGAGCUAGCUUCAGCUCCAGAUCCUUGCAUCUGAUGGUGUGUGACAGGAGCACAGUUCUCACCCUUCACAAAGAGACUGAGAGGGAGACACAGAGAAAGGUGCCUGAACCAAGCAGCAGGGGGGCAAUUAGAAAGCAACAGUGAGUCCUUCAUUUUUGUAGACACUAGGGAACAACAUGGAUCUUCCCCACGGCACUCAGGUUUCGUCUAAUUGCUGAGAGAGGCUUUUUCUAAACCCACCUGUGCUGCUUCCAGGCUGCAGGUGGCAGGGCAGAAAGGAGAAGAGUUCUUGCUCUACUUGGAGAUCCGAGAUGUGAUCACAAAGUCUUGUGCGCUGUGCAGGAAAGAGCAGCCUUGGCACUUAGGAGGUAAAUGGUGUGUGUGCAUCCCAGCUCCAGGGGCACUGGUAGCCCUAGAUACUUGGACUAAUAGGAGAUUCAUGCCACCUGUAACUCAGAGUGCAGAGUAAGUAGUGCAGUUACUUUCAGAGGAAGCAUAAGGUUUGUCUGGCUGUGUUAACCUCUCUCUUUCUACAAUAAAAUGGAGAGUGGAAGAUUAUCCAGCACAGAAAAGGCACUGAUCCGGGAGAGCUGGCAGAAAGUGAGUAGCAAUCUCCUGCAGCAUGGCAUCGUCUUGUUUACCAGGUUGUUUGAUCUGGACCCUGACCUGUUGCCCCUCUUCCAGUACAAUUGCAGACAGUUUUCCAGCCCUCUGGAAUGCCUCUCUUCGCCUGAGUUCCUGGAUCACAUUAGGAAGGUGAUGCUUGUGAUAGAUGCUGCUGUGACCCACUUGGAGAACUUGUCCUCUCUGGAAGAAUAUCUCACCAACUUGGGCAAGAAACACCAGGCAGUUGGGGUGAAGGUGGAUUCUUUCUCGGCAGUGGGAGAAUCCUUGCUCUUCAUGCUGGAGAAAUGCCUCAGUACUGCCUUCAGCUCAGAUGUGAGAGAGGCUUGGACCAAGCUGUAUGGUGCCGUGGUGAAAGCCAUGAGCCGUGGCUGGGAUGCACGUAAAGAGGGGGAAUAGACCCAGCAAGCUUGGUCUCUGGCUCUUCUGUUCCUAGCCCAGAAUCAGCUCUGAGGACAGAGUCAGUUCCCCCUUCCAGUCACACCCAUUCCAGGGCUAUCUCAGUAGCUCUCUGUCUUGCUUUGAUCUUACCCACAUCUUUGCCUCUGACAAUGGUCAAUGUGAUUCCCCCUUUAAUUGCACUGCAGUGAAUCCUGGCAUCCACCUCCAGGGAGCAGGGUAGAGCUGGGCUGUGGCCAUUUCAGCCCACAAAGAUGGAAUGAGCUUUUCACAAACUGAAGCUGUCAUCCCUCAAACUUCUAAUUUGUCUCAACACACAAAUAUUCUCCUGGAGUCACUGCAGAUUGGUUAAUCCUUGUUCUUUAUUCCCUCUGCAUUAGCCCUAGAGUAGAUCCCUGUCCUUUUUCUAUGUAAGGUUAUCACAGCUGUGAGCAUUUCCUAGGGAGAGGCUGAGUAGUGUAGCUUUUUGAACAUGGAACUGGGUUAAUCCCAAUGUAAGGCUUCUCUUACCAGGUCUGAACUGCUAGCUGGCUGGAUUUGGAAUGAUUUGGAUGGCUGAUUUAAUGUGAUAGCUAGCUGAAGUGCAGCAGCUACCCGGGCUUUUUAAAUUGUCUUCCCCUAAAGUAAAUUAUACAAAAUAAAUACAAACACAGACUUUGUAUUAGAAUCAAAGUGACAGAUGCAGCUUUCUCCUGGGAGCAGCUUCCAAAAACCAUCAUGGUUCUUAGCUAAAGAGAAUGUAGCUGUAAUUCUUCCUAUUUACUUAUCACUUACAUAUUUAUGGCUUCCUGGAGUCUGAGGGAUAACUUCUACCUCUCACUGAAAUGCAGCCGCUCUUGGUGUGGAAUAAGAUGUCUGAUUAGCAGCAUACAACAGUGCUGUGACCCAUUUUAGGACAGGAAUUGAGUAAGUAUCCAAUUGAAAACAGAAGGAAUGUUCAAGGGGUAGAACUGGAAUUUGAUUUGUACCCUGGGAAUAAGAUCUUGACUCCUGUGAAGUGACCCAUGGGAUUUUAAAUGACCCCACAUGGCUAUGAACUCGGGUUUAUUCCUUAUCUGAGGCACUGCUCCUCCAGAAGCACAGCACAGCCUACUUGGGGCAUUGGUACUGAUUGAGGGAAGAGCACAUCCUACUGAAGGUCCAGCACUGCUUCCUACAGGACCUGGAUUUUCCAUGGCGAUCUCCCAUCCGAGCACUAGUUAGGUAUGACUCCUGUUAUGUUAAUGAAACUGCUACCCAGUAUCCCUCACCUUCUCACAACACUCAAAUCUGUUGUUUUGGUAGCAGCUCUGUGCCAGUUAGAACCCUCCACUGCAUAUUGUAGGGAGGCGAGUGUGGGCAUGCUGGUUAUCAAAUGCUUGCCAUUCACUGCAUCUUUGAUAGCUGUAGCUUUCUUUUAUCCAGAGGGACCCUCCUUUUCUCUCCUUAUAGGUUUUUGGGCUCCAUUCUUCUUUUUUCCUUUUCUGCUACUCUGAGCAUGGUACCAGCUCUCCCUUCUUACUGCUUCCCUCUCUGAAAGCCAAGCUGGGUGAAUGUGGUAACUCUCCUCUAGUUUGCAACUCCCAGCUAAUUAGGGAGGGAGCAGCUAGGCUUGGAUCCAGGAGAACAGCACUGUGCCUGUCUGUCCCAGCAGGGAGAGUCAGGUGCUCCACUGUAGAGUUUUGAAAGGUGAUCAGUGCAUAUCCAAUGCCUCCUAUGCUGCUGUAAAUGUAUGAGGUCUAAGACUUGCUCUCUGUGUGUGUUGUGGCCGAAUGGGCAGCUGCGUGUGAUGAAUAGACACGUGUGGGUAUAAACUACUACAUCAAAUACUGUAAGCCUUCCCUCUCCCACCCAGCUUUCAUAACUCCUCAACCUGAUCUACUCUCUGCCGUGUUUUGUGUAAUUUCUAAGAGAAAUAAACCAGCUGUGUGUGUGUGUGUGUGUUCCUCCUAGCCUUGCCUGGACUGUGUUUAAUAGACAGCUGUACAGCAACAAUGUUUGUACUUAAACCACACCUUUCAUUCAGUGGCUGAUUUAAGGUGACUUAGAAAGGGUUGUUGUGUUUUUUUUUUUUAAAUAAAAAAACAAG
Messenger RNA from Pelodiscus sinensis (Chinese soft-shelled turtle), 3140 nucleotides. NCBI's taxonomy places the organism in Eukaryota, Metazoa, Chordata, Testudines, Trionychidae. The record is from RefSeq and is a predicted model, not a curated record.